AGCUAUUCCGCCUCGUUUUGAAGACGAAACGUUAGAACACGCAUUCCCUAACAAAUAUUAAAAUUUAAAACGCAUACACACUAAAUUCUCUAUCGUUAUAUAAUGCCGCUACAAGAGGAUGUUCUUAAGAUCGGGAAAAAAUUAGAAAAGAUGGUUUCGAGUAAGUCUGUGGAUCAAGCGACUGCUAUGGAACUUCUUAUGCAGCUGAAGAAACAAAAGAUGAAUUUAGAAGUUUUACAAAAAACUAAAAUUGGAAUGAUCGUUAACAAUUUUCGAAAAUCGACAAAGGAUGAUGAGGUCAUUUCUUUAGCAAGAUCGCUAAUUAAAUCAUGGAAAAAAUUGAUUGGUGAUUCCGGUAAAAAAGAUACAAAAGAAAAGGGAAAAUCAGUUCAUCAUGAAGGUGGUCAAGAAUUUCCAAGAACUGAUAGUACUCUAAGUACAAUGUCGGACGAUUAUUCUCAAAGUCCUACAGAUUCUCAAAGAAAAGAUAGCCCUAAUCCAGCAAAUAUGCAUAUGAUUCGUAGUUAUCCUGAAAGGGUUUCCCAUACAUCCGACCCAAUUAGAUUGAAAUGUCGAGAGAUGCUGGUUAAUGCUUUAAAGUCUGGUGAUUUACCAACUGAAUCUAAUGAUCCAGUGGACGUGGCGGCUGCUAUAGAAGACCACAUUUUUAAUGAAUUCGGUAAUACCGACAAUAAAUAUAAAAACCGAGUGAGAAGUCGAGUAUUAAACUUAAGAGACAGCAAGAAUCCUAAACUCAGAGAAAACGUAUUGAUGGGAUAUAUAUCAGCUGAAAGAAUCGCAAUAAUGACAGCAGAGGAUAUGGCGUCUGACGAAAUGAAAGAAUUGAGGGAAAAAUUUACUAAACAAGCUAUUAAUGACCACCAGAUGGCUGUUAGAGGUGGUACAGCGACUAGUUUGAUAAAAUGUGGAAAGUGUGGCAAGAGGAGUGUAUUGUAUAAUCAAGUCCAAACUAGAAGUGCUGAUGAACCUAUGACAACAUUUUGUCUUUGUCAAGAGUGUGGACAUAGGUGGAAGUUUUGCUGAAAGAACCUUUUGGCCUGCUUUCACCUUUUGGAAAGUUGAUUUAUAAGACUAACUGAUUUUUAUGGAUUGAUCCUUUGUCAGCCUCAUUCUAUGUCAAGAUAUUGUUUGUAAUUUUAUAUAAUGCAUUAGCCGUUUAAAAGUUUCGUCACUCACAUAAUACUUAUUCUUGUUUUGGUUUUCGAUGGUAAUUUUUAUAAAAUUUACUCCUGUUAAUAGUAAUUUCACCUUCUUAUAAUACGAUUUGCUAAGAGGCUUUGAUCAUGCGGUUUUCCCUCAUUUGAGUUUAUGAUAACCAUAGGAAGUGUAAUAAUAUUAGCAAGGUCUAUUGUAUGCAGCAGUAGGUCAAUUGUUUGAAGCAGUGUUUGACUUUGUAGUUGAAGAUUAUUUGUUUAUUUUUUUUCAUUAUAUUUCUUAAGAUAAUUAUUACACUUUUUGUAUAAAUGAAGAAAACAACGCUUCAUUUAUAAUUUAUAAUUACUUUUAACUAAUUUUUUUUUACAAAGAUAUCUAUUUAUCUUUAUGAUCUUACUGUAAAAGGCGAUUCUUGUUCCAUCGAAAGCCAAAAUUUAACAUAAUAGGAUCAAAUCUAAGAACUUUCGGUAGAUAUUUCAAAUUAGCAGCAAACAUAAGUUAAGUUCUCAGGCAUUCUUACAAUCGAUAUAUAUAUAUAUAAAAUUUAUAUAUAUAAGAGUGAGAGAAAAAAAUAUUCAGGGUUCAGAGGUCAAAGACAAAUAGGGAAGGGAGGGACGGGAAGUGUGGAUCAGAAUUAUCUUCAUUAUAUCAUACUUAUCGUUAUUAUGAUACGAAGUGUGUGUGAAUAGUAAACAUCAUAAAAAUUCAAUGUUUGUCAAUUUGUAUGUUAUGCUUGGAAUUUUUUUCUAAAUAAAUAAUGUAGAAUUAAUGGUGAAAAGAAAUUAAUUAAAAAAAAAUAUACUUCAAUUUUUAAUAAGUUAAAACGAUAAAAACAUUUCAUUCAACUUGUUGUUCAAGAUUUUUAUAUUUAACUUGACAAUUUUAUUAUUCCAAAUACAAACAAAAAAUUGAAAAUAUAAAGAAAUCUACAAACUAAAAACUCUCUUUCCUCUUAGUUUUUUUUUUGUUUUGUUUUGAUAUUUUUUUUUUAAAUCUAAGAAUAAAAACCUAAAAUUGUUAAAUAUUUCCAAAUUUUUAAUUCAUAUUUUUAUUAAUAAUUCGGAUAAUAAAAAUUUCAAAACAAAAAAAGAAAAAUAUGUUUUACAUAAAAUAAAAUUAUGAAUUUAAAAUAAAAAACAAAGAAUAAUAAAAAGGAUGGGACAGGCGAGAUAGAAAUAAUUUUCCUUCUUGUUACGUUCUCUUUUUCAUUACUUUUUCAUUAUGCCUAAGAAGAUUAAUAAUUAAGCGAAGACGGGUGGGGAAAGAAAAGAUAGGAGGAGGAGGAGAAAGAGAGAAAAAAAAAAACAAAUUUUUCACAUAUCGAACGUAUAACUGUACAAAUUGAGCGGUUUCUUAAACAGCAACAAGUGCAAAGUUUUGUCCAUACAAACAUAGUAUAUAUAUAUAUAUAUAUAUAUAUAUAUUGAAUAUUGCAGGCUCAAAUAACAUUCGAAAACUCCCCUCUUCUUUGUUUUUUUCUUCAUCAACAUUUACAGAUAGAAAAAACAUUAAAAUAUUGAAAACAAGAAAAAAAAAAUGGCACUCCGUGUACAGAAAUAAACAAUUAUAUUCUUUUCAAUUCUCUGUUUUGUUUUGUUGUUUCUUUCUUUUUUUUUUUACAUUUUGAAAGACGUAAAAAAAGAAACACUAACCAAAAAUAUUGCAGUAAAAUUUUACCUUUUUAAACGAUAAAAUAUUACAAUAGUUCACGCCUGCACGUUUAAUUUUUUUAUCAUCACAGUUUCUCAACAAAUUUGCAAUCCUAAAAUUUUAAAUUUCUUUUUUUUUUUCUUGUUUUUCUUUUUUGGACACGACGGAAAAGAAAUCAUUCUCAACAAAUAAAUUGUUUUUCC
Dimorphilus gyrociliatus is the source of this 3029-nucleotide messenger RNA. The record is from the annotation of a GenBank genome assembly. NCBI's taxonomy places the organism in Eukaryota, Metazoa, Annelida, Polychaeta, Dinophilidae.